Andrographis paniculata is the source of this 876-nucleotide messenger RNA. RefSeq names its product sister chromatid cohesion protein PDS5 homolog C-like. Gene Ontology annotation, cellular component: chromatin; nucleus. NCBI's taxonomy places the organism in Eukaryota, Viridiplantae, Streptophyta, Magnoliopsida, Lamiales, Acanthaceae. Gene Ontology annotation, biological process: mitotic sister chromatid cohesion; DNA repair. The record is from RefSeq and is a predicted model, not a curated record. The transcript has 7 exons. The coding region runs from base 22 to 549 and encodes 175 amino acids.
CAUGUCAGAGAGGCUGUGAAAAUGCUUAACUUGGAGGUUAAAGCUUAUGCAGGCAUAGUUUCUUCCCUCUGCCAAGAUAUGUCUGAUGGUGAAAAAUCGGAAUUUCGCUCAAAGAGAAAAAAGAGAAAAUCUGUGCCAUCCAACACAAGAGAGAGGAAUUCAGGUAGUGCUGGCCGCAGUGCAGCCAUUAGUGGCGGUGAGCCUGAGCGGGAAGAUGAACAAUUGCUGCACCUGAGUCGUGGGAGGGAUGAUGCUGUGAAUAAGACGGAACAACCUUCUCAUUCCGAGCCUGCAAGAGAUGAUCAGCCUCGGAGUUUGAAUCCUAAAAACGAAAAAAAUUUUGAAGGGGUGCGUGUGGAGGAUUAUGGGAAGGAAUUAAUUAAUGCAAGAAUUAUGGUUUGGUGGCCGUUGGACAGAACGUUUUACACCGGCACUGUCGUGUCGUAUGAUCCUGAACAGAAAAAGCACAUGGUUCUCUACGAUGAUGACGAUGAGGAGACGCUGGACCUAAAGAAUGAAAGAUGGGAAUUCUUUAAAGAAAGACAUUAAGCAUUUUCUUGGCAUCCUAAAGCUUUCUGGGAACUGCGUCCAUUUUAGACGCAACAGGCUCCAGCCAACAACGCCCAUGCCCCAUCCUCUUGGGAACAGCCUACUAACAGGAUGCAGAAAACAGCAAGCAGGCAGAGAGGAUGGCUGGCUGUUGGGAAGAUCUUAAUCACCCAUAAGGCUGGGUUGGGUUCGAUCUUGUCAGCAGGAUUCCAAUGCUGUCUUUUACUGCUUUGUGAUGAACAACGUCUUGGCUGACUGCACAGUGACUCCGGCCACGAGAUGAAUAGUACUUAUCCUAACAUUAUACUUUGCCAAACAAGUGGUUGG